Messenger RNA from Rosa rugosa (rugosa rose), 2530 nucleotides. RefSeq names its product cullin-1-like. Gene Ontology annotation, biological process: protein ubiquitination; ubiquitin-dependent protein catabolic process. The record is from RefSeq and is a predicted model, not a curated record. Lineage: Eukaryota; Viridiplantae; Streptophyta; Magnoliopsida; Rosales; Rosaceae. The transcript has 2 exons. Gene Ontology annotation, cellular component: cullin-RING ubiquitin ligase complex. Gene Ontology annotation, molecular function: ubiquitin protein ligase binding. The coding region runs from base 177 to 2297 and encodes 706 amino acids.
AAUACCAAUACUCACUGUCUCACUUCUUCGUCUCCAAAAACCCUUGGAACACAAAGAGCCUCUCUCUCUGUCUCUCUUUGGCCUGCAAUUAACUUAGGGCUUGGCUGGGAUUCGAAGAUCGCAAGCACAUCACCUCCAAUUUCGAAAAAGUUGGAGGCUGUUGAAAAUUUGUGUUCAUGGCAAUGGAGUACAAAUAUAUAGAGUUUAAUGAGGGAUGGGAGUUUAUCCAGGAGGGGAUUAAGAAGCUGAAGAGGAUUGUGGAAGGUUCACCGGAGCCUGAUUUCAACUCCGAAGAACGCAUGACGCUGUAUAAUACUAUCUAUAACAUGUGUACUCAAAGACCCCCUUUUGAUUACUCUCAACGGCUUUAUGACAAGUACGGGGAGACUUUUGAGGAGUACAUUACUUCCGCGGUGUUGCCUUCUCUAAGAGAGGGGCAAAAUGAGGUCAUUAUGUUGCAGGUGCUUGUUAGAAGUUGGGAAAAGCAUAAGGUUUUGGAGACGUGGCUGUCGCGCUUCUUUCAUUAUCUUGAUCGUUACUUCAUCCCUCGGAAGUCACUCCGCAGGCUGAGUGAUGUUGGACGCAACUGCUUUCGAGAUUUGGUUUGUCGGGAUUUGAGUGCUAAUGUGAGGAAUGCUGUACUUGGUCUUAUUCAUAAGGAACGUGAGGGAGAGCAAAUUGACAGAGCGCUAUUGAAGAAAGUGAUAGAUGUAUUUGUUGAGAUUGGCAAGGGUCAAAUGGAUGUCUACAUAGAGGAUCUUGAAGCAUGCUUGCUAAAAGAUACUGGGGAAUACUAUUCUCGAAAAGCAUCUAGUUGGAUUGCGGAGGAAUAUUCUUAUGCAGAUUACAUGGUGAAAGCUGAGGAGUGCUUGAGAAAGGAGAGGGAAAGUGCUUCUCAUUACCUGCCUCCAAGCAGUGAGCAGAAGUUGGUGCGCACAGUGCAACAUGAACUGUUUGAACCUCUUGCUGAUGUAUUAGUUAGACAGAAAGUUACUGCUGAAUUGGCACCCUUGUUUCAACACGUUGAAGAUUCUGCAAGAAACCAGGCUUCUUCCAUUGGAGCUGGGAUGCCAGCACAGGUUCUUAUCACAGAUUUAGUUGAGCUGCAUGAUAAGUAUACAUCAUAUGUCAAUGAUUGCUUUAGAAACUACUAUCAUUUUCACAAGGCUCUGAAUGAGGCUUUUGAGGUAUUUUGCAAUAAAGUUGUUGCUGGAAGCUCAUGUGCUGAAUUGCUUGCUGCAUUCUGUGAUGAUCUUCUUAAAAAGGGUGGGUGUGAGAAAUUGAGUGGUGAUCAGGGCAUAGAAGAAACACUUGAGAAGGCUAUUAAAACGUUGCUUCCUUACAUCAGUGACAAGGACCAUUUUGCAGAAUUCUACAGGAAAAGACUUGCUCGCCGGCUACUGUUUGAUCGGAGCGCCAACAAGGACCAUGAAAAGAGCGUUAUAACAAAGAUGAAACAGCAGUGUGGUGGACAGUUUACCUCAAAGAUGGAGGGAAUGGUCACAGAUUGGACCUUAGCUCGGGACACUCAGAACAGCUUUGAGGAAUAUCUUCGUUGUAACCAAAAUAUAAAUCCUGGAAUGGAUUUGGCAGUCACUGUUCUUACAACUGGUUCUUGGCCAAGUUAUGAAUCGUUCAAUCUGAACCUUCCUUCAGAGAUGAGGAGAUGUGUUGAAAUUUUCAAGGGAUACUAUGAAACUAAAACGAAACACAGAAAACUUACAUGGGUUUACUCAUUGGGCAGUUGCCACAUUAUAGGCAAGUUUGAGCCAAAAACAAUUGAAUUGGUUGUGUCAACCUAUCAAGCAGCUCUCUUGCUACUCUUCAAUACAGCAGAUAGAUUGAGCUAUUCUGAAAUCUCAUGUCAGUUAAAUCUUCCCGAGAAUGCCUUGGUUAGAAUUCUUCAUUCACUGUCAUGCGGCAAGUACAAGGUCCUCAUUAAGGAGCCAAAUACAAAGAUUAUCUCGCCAAAUGACACCUUUGAGUUCAACUCUAUGUUCACUGACAGAAUGAUAAGAAUUAAGAUUCCUCUCCCACCAGUGGAUCAUGAAAGGAAGGAGGUAAUGAAAGAUGUUGAUAAAGACAGGCGAUAUGCUAUUGAUGCUGCAAUCGUGAGGAUUAUGAAGAGUCGGAAAGUGUUUGGUCAUCAGGAAUUAGUUAUAGAAUGUGUUGAGCAGUUGAGACAUAUGUUCAAGCCUGACAUCAAAACAAUUAAGAAGCGCAUUGAAGAUCUUAUUACUCGUGACUACUUGGAAAGAGACAAGGAAAACCAAAAAGUAUAUAGGUAUGUUGUGUGAUUCAAGUGUUGGAUUCUUCAUAAUUAUCUGGAGAUAUGCUGUAGGUACAUGAACAUGACUUAGAGUUUAUUUUGAUAUUAGAUUGCUGUCAAUUGUUGCAGCUACAACCAGUUUUUUGUAGAUUGUAGGAUAUAAACUAUGAUUGGCUUUAAUGGCUUUAAUUUAGAUUGUAGAGAUUCUAGGAUGUGUUCAGUUUACCAUUAAAGCCAGUUUUGUGCAAUUCAACCAACCAA